Molecule: messenger RNA, 885 nt
Organism: Botrytis cinerea B05.10
Lineage: Eukaryota; Fungi; Ascomycota; Leotiomycetes; Helotiales; Sclerotiniaceae
Exons: 1
Coding region: 59-811 (250 amino acids)
Source: RefSeq, a predicted model, not a curated record
GCAGAGAUACGUCACCUAUUUCUACAAUCUAUCUCCUAAACGCAAAAACCUUCACAAGAUGUGCAACAUCUGCCGCAGAAUCGAAGCCGUCCAGUCUAUCGACUCUAUCCUCCUCAAACCCCUCAAAGUUAUCCUCACCAAACUACAUGAGCGCAUCGAACCUGAGCUAGGAGACUCUUUCCUCCGCCGCGAAGCACGUAUCCACUCCAUCAAGAAGAAUCUCCAAUGUCUUAAAAUCGGUCCUUUGAAGCCUAUCAUCAAACUCAUCAUCUCUGAUCUCGAUUCCGAGCUCCAUAAACUCGAAGUUAGCAAACUCGAUCACCCUGCCUAUCGAACUGUCGGGAAAUACAAUCAUCUAAAGACGAAGAUCGGACCGGAUGAUAGCUCAAGUAUUAGGGCAUGGGUUGAGAAUCAAGCUAAAGAAGUUGAAGAAACUAAACUUUUGAAGAAAAUGGUGGCUCUCCAGAGUAGUUCAAGAACUCAGGGUAAACCAAAAAUCCAGAAAGAUUUAAUUACAGGACCGAAGCAUUUGAUGGGGCCGGGAUCAUCAACAGAAUCAGAGUAUCUGUCAGAAACGGAUGAUAUGACGGAAAUUGAUUAUAUCGAGCAUGAUGAUCGGCUACCUGUUGAAGGAGCUUUGGAAUGGUCAACUCAUGUUGUGGAUGAAUGGUUCAAGAAGAAUGGCGAGAGUAAUUUGUUAAGCGAGGGGGUUGCGCAGGCGGAAAAUGCACCUAGAAAGCAUAGGAAGCAUAGGAAGCAUAGGAAACAUAGGGAGCAUAGGGAGCAUAGGGAUCAUUUGAAGAAAGAGUAGAGUCCUUCUAGAGUAAUGCGGUGGUUUUAUGAAUAGAUGACAAAGUAUGAUUGAUAACCAAUACAAAUUAUUCA